AUGAAGACCAACCCCAACGUGUCGUCUUCCCGCCGAAAGGCCAGAAGGGAUCACUUCCAGGCUCCCAGCUCUGUCCGCCGCAACAUCAUGAGCGCGCCGCUUUCCAAGGAGCUACGCACACAAUAUAAUGUUCGCAGCAUCCCGGUUCGAAAGGACGACGAGGUUCAGAUUGUCCGGGGUACCAACAAAGGUCGUGAGGGCAAAGUGACCAGCGUUUACCGUCUCAAGUACCAGAUCCACAUUGACCGUGUCGCCCGCGAAAAGACCUCUGGCCAAUCUGUUCCUCUCGGCAUCCACCCUAGCAACGUUGUCAUCACCAAGCUCAAGCUCGACAAGGACCGUGAGAACAUCCUCGAGCGCAUCAAGGCCGGCCGUGAGCUCCGCACCAAGGGCAAGAACGCCAGCAAAUAA
Molecule: messenger RNA, 411 nt
Organism: Xylaria bambusicola
Lineage: Eukaryota; Fungi; Ascomycota; Sordariomycetes; Xylariales; Xylariaceae
Product: ribosomal protein L24
Exons: 4
Coding region: 1-411 (136 amino acids)
Biological process (GO): ribosomal large subunit biogenesis; cytoplasmic translation
Cellular component (GO): ribosome; cytosolic large ribosomal subunit
Molecular function (GO): RNA binding; structural constituent of ribosome
Source: RefSeq, a predicted model, not a curated record